Molecule: messenger RNA, 860 nt
Organism: Periophthalmus magnuspinnatus
Lineage: Eukaryota; Metazoa; Chordata; Actinopteri; Gobiiformes; Gobiidae
Gene: c21h2orf76
Product: chromosome 21 C2orf76 homolog
Exons: 5
Coding region: 144-527 (127 amino acids)
Source: RefSeq, a predicted model, not a curated record
GCAGAGGAAGUGCGAACCUAAACACCUCAGGUUUUUCACACUGUUGGGUGCGACAGUGUGUUUACACUCCUGAUCCCUGUUCCUGCCCCAGCGGAGCGGAGUGUGCAUCCUGUGCCCGGAGGGAGCGCGCUGUGGCCGCGGACAUGUGUGAGGAGCCCGGGGCCACGCUCACGGUCCGCCUCGUUCGCUCUUUCGAGUACUGUAACUUUCGGCCCGUGGUGUUCCGGGAGGUGUCACUGGAGCAGAGCGUGCGGGAGUUUACUCAGCAUGUGCUAAAAGAUAUUGAGACCAAACCGGGACUACCGCCUCCAUUUAGGAAGUAUCAAUACGACACAAUGAAAGUUAUCCAUCAAGCACAUGGAGCUAAGACAAAUGACCUGGUUAUGAGUUUAGACGACCAAGACAAACCAUUUCUACAGGAAAAUCAAACACUUCGAGACGCUGGAGUUAGCAAUGAGACAGAGCUGGCGUUCUUCAAGAAAGCAGACUACGACACAUUCAAAGCCAACCCCCAGGUGGCGUGGUAACUGGUUCUUUUCUCCUCCACACACGUGACCCUCACAACUGACCACUAAUGAGGACAAAGGUCAAAGGUCAUGCACCCAGAUUCCAGAGCGGACAUAAUAUUUACACACAGGAGUUUUAGAAUAAGUUAAGCUUCAAAUUGAUGCUGGUGUGCCUUUUUUUAGUUUUUUUAUUGCAUGGAAGAAUGAAAGAAUGUUUGUUUAAAUUAUGUUUUUAAAUGUGGGAAAUAAAGGUUUUCUCAAGUUUGUUGAGUACUCAAUCGUAUGCCAAUUUUUUCCCUUCUUUUUAAGAAUUCCUGUUGUAAAUUUUGCUGAUUAAAAACAUCUGUGGAAUUC